UCCGCCGAAUAUUGUGUUUGAAUUUUUAAAAAAAUUAUACAUAUGUAUUUCAAUGUAUUUAUUCAUUUAUUUUAUUUUCUGAAAGCAAAUAAGUUUAUUCAAAACAUUGUCACAACUACGAAAAUACAUACCAGACGAUAACAAACACAUGGACGAACAACAUCGAGUUUAUUAUUAAAAUCGGCAACAAAAUAUAGGAUUGUUUAAAAGUACUGAAUCUUAAAUAUUACACGCAGGUUGUGAUGCUGGCUGUGUCAGCAUAUUGGUGAGGAGCAUCAUGGCAGAGACUGAGUUCAGAGUGAAAUGUGUUCAGUGUAAGAAUGGGGAAGUUUCUUCUAGAUGUACAGAAGCCUUCAAUGCAUUAAAGCUUAUGGCUUUAAACCCCAGUGGAUUACCGAAGAUGAGUGUUUAAAUAUAAUGCAGAAAGAUAAAAACACAGCGUAUCUGUGUGAUAAAUUUGAAGGAGAUGCUUUUGAACACCUAAAGUCACAUGGGUUGAGAAUUUUAGGCCCAAUCUGUGUAUUAACUUGUUUGGAACUUAAAGUGGAAAUUCCUCGUACUAAAGUACCAAUCCAUAAUUUAGCCAUGAAGGACACCAUCAUAAGCUGUACGAAUAUUGAUAAGGUAUUGCGGGAAUCUUUACACAUGAAAGUUUUGAUGAUGGGUGGUGAAAUCCAACGCAACUUUACUGAAAAUGUGACACAUCUUGUGGCUGGAAUGGUUGGUAGCAGUAAAUACCAGGUGGCAAGUAACCUGAAAAAAUACAUUAUGUUACCUGAUUGGGUUAAUUCUGUCUGGGAAGCAUCACAAGAAGGCUCUGUUCACUGCAAUGAUGAGAAGUUUCAAAAAUACACUUGCCCCAUGUUUAAAGGGUUAAUUAUAACAGUCUCUGGCUUAGAAUCGGCAGAGAGGAAAAAAGUGAAGCAACUGGUUGAAAUGGAAGGUGGUGUUUAUUCAGGAGAAAUGAAAGUUGAUGAAUGUACUCAUUUAAUUGUAAAUGAACCAAAAGGCCAGAAAUAUGAAUUUGCCAAGCAGUGGAAGAUCCAGAUUGUAAAACCUCAGUGGUUGUAUGAAUCAAUUGAAACUGGUUAUUGUCUUGACGAAACAAAAUACCAAUUAAAUACUGAAGGUGGCCACAAUGAAAUGAUGACCUCCACACCAACUAAAAAUACCUCAGCUGUUAACCUGAGUUCAAUUGCCAAUAUUUCUGCAAUUAAUCGUCUUAGCGACACUAUGCUCAGUGCUUGCAGUUCAAAUAUUUCCCGAGUAGACAAGUCUAAACCCACCUUUGAUAAUACAUCAAUGUCAACACCUAUGUCAUUCUUCGAUGGUUGUAAGAUUUAUCUCAGUGGAUUUCGUGGGCCAGACCAAGAACGGUUACUCAGGAUCAUCAAUGUUGGUGGAGGUACUAGAUUUAAUUCCUUAAACGAACAUGUUACACAUGUUGUGAUGGGCGAAAAAGUGCCAGCAGAUAUGGAUUAUCUAGAGAAAGCUAUUCAUAGGCCACAUAUACUAAAUGCCUCAUGGCUUUUAGAUUGUGUGAAAGAGAGCAAGUAUGUCCCAGAGAAACCCUAUUACAUCCAGAAGCUUCCCUUUGUAAAGGAAUCGCACAUGGAACCACCAAAAGCACCUGCCCCUAUCACAAAACGAAAGCCAGUUGGUGAUGUAUCACAGCUAAACACAACAAAGAUAACUGCUACCACGAGUGAAUUUGGCGAAAAUACUGAUGAAGAAUUGGCUUUGAUGAGUCAGUAUCUCCAAGGAUCAGUAAUGUCUAAGAGUGAAGCUCUACAAAGUACCUUCAGAAGUAACAUUGCGCCCAGUAUCAACAACAUGUCAAAUGGUACUUUAGAAUCAGAUCAGUCAGAAAUGACUGAUCCUGUGAAUACUGGUGGUAUUUUUUCUGGUAAAACAUUUAUUUGUUGUGGAUUAGCGGAAGAUACACCAGUUAUUGAAAAUGCUGUUAUAGAAAAUGGAGGUAUAAUUUUGAAAAACAUUCAUCAGAUCCCUGAUUAUGCACUUGUUCCACUGGGUGGCUGUACUAUAAAAUUCACUGCCAAUGAAGUGGUCACUCAUGUCUGGCUAGAAUCUUGUUUAGAAAAACAUCGUCUGGUUCCCAUUAGUGACAGUGUUCUAUUUCAACCAAUUGAGAUCAACCACCUUGCCAAACCCCUAACAAACUGCGUCAUAUCAUUCAGUGGCUUGAAUUAUAUUGAAAAGAAUUGCCUAAUGUACCUUGGAAAACUUCUUGGAGCAAACACUCAGCUAGUUUUUGUGAAAAAGCCAACCAAGGGUAUGUUAAGUAAUACUCAUCUAGUUGUCAAGGAAGCAGAGGGACAAAAAUAUGAAGCUGCUAUUAAAUGGAAGGUACAUGUUGUGAAAAUAGAAUGGAUUUUAGCAUGUGCAAAGAGUGGUAAGUUAGAGCCUGAAGAUAACUAUAUUUGUAGACCUGUUACCUGCAAAGAUGGUGUCAGUCUGGUCAAGGAGAAUAAUGUCAAGAAUAACACUUGUUUAAUUGAAAAUGACCAAAAUGAUGGGAAUGGUUCUCUUGUUACCAAGAAACGAACCUCGGUAUCUGAUGUGAGACCAAACCACCUGGCGAAUGAUGUUUCUACGUGUAAUGAUGUUCAACAACCCCAGUGUAACAGUAUUGUCAUGGAAGGUUUGGCUAGUUCAGACAAUAGCCAGAAGGAGAAUAGACAUUCCCUAUCACAUAAACAGAUGCCUGUCUCAUUACACACAUCUAGAAUUUUGGAAUUGCAAGAGAAAGAAAGCCAGCUGUCACCUAAAGAAAAUAACUUCCAACCUAAAAUUGAUACUGAAACACCUAGUAAAUUCUUGGGCCAAGGAAAAGAAUAUCAUCCCAAAUUUGAGCUUGAUGAUUUGACUUCAGUGCUGGAAUCACAAAUGAAGGGCCUGUCUACAUCUCAUUCAAGAAGAUCUAGCAUUCCAUGGGGUGAACUGUUCAGUAAACAUAUUGAAGAAGGUGUGAAAAUUAGUGCUAAUGCUCGUACUGAGGAAUUCGGUGGUUCUCAGGAAGUUGAAGCUGUCAGUGAUAAGAAUGAGGGUCCACUGAACGGUGUUGUAAUUUCUGUCGCUCGCAAAUUGAGUGCCAAACAAUCCCUCUACAAUGACAUGGCUGUAUCACUUGGUGCUGAUUACACCUGGACCUAUGACGACACAUGUACUCAUUUCAUUUUCCAGGGCAAACAGAAUGACAUCAACAGAGAGUUUCGGUUGGCUCGAGAUCAAAAGAAAAUAAUUGUUUCACCCUACUGGCUGAUCAUGUGUAAAGAACAAAAUGUGUACGUCGACGAGUCUUUGUUUCCUCACACAUUUAAUCCAAAUUUGAACUUGCAAUCUGUUAUGAACAGCUCCAAAGAAACACCACGUCGUAAGAUGCGGUCUACUAGGACUGAUGUCUGUUCCAGUACACCUGUUGCCAAAAAGACUCCUAGAGUCUUCAGACAUGAUGUAGAAGCUGUUCCUGAACCAGAAGCAGAGGAAGAAAGGAUGGAAAUAAAUGCUUUGUUACCUGUCACUACUGAUGAAGAAUUAAUGGAACUUGAAGAAACAAAGAAACCUGAUGUGGAGAAUGCUGUUGAAAUGGCUGAAAUUCAAGAAGCUUUAAAUAAAGAGCUAGAAAAUAUUAAAGCUUCUGGCUCAAGGCGGCCAAAGAAGAGAAAUAAGAAAUUAAAUUCUUCCUGUAAUGACAGUCUCAACAACAGAAGCACACCAUAUUCUACCAAAGUUAUAGCCACAGGUAAAGCGGCAGAACAGUCAUCCAAAACUUCUGGUUCGGAAUCCUCACAGAGUGUCCAGGUUACGUGGUAUGAUCCAACAGAAAGACUAGAGAUGCAGAAGGUUGCUGCUCAGCUGGAGCGUGCAUAUUGUCCCACUCAAGAUCCUCUUGAGGGUUUCACAACCACAAAACAAGACUGUGAUGAUCAACCGACUAAUGGGAAUGGAGAGUUAAAUGAUGGUGGGAAGAAAAUCUCCUCCAGAACAUCCACCCCAGAACAACCUUCCAUUGUUUUACCACUGUCUAAGAAAUUAGAAACUGUUGCUGCCCCUCAACCAAUAGAGUUUCUGUCUGAUGACGACACCCAGGAUAAUGCCACUACUGGAACAAUGGUUGAAUCACCAUGCUUUUUAUUAUCUGGAAUAUCUCCCUCUGAACGAGUGGAUUAUGGUGCUUUGAUUGAGGAACUUGGAGGAACUGUCAUAGAAGGACAGAUCUAUCAUGAAUCUUGUACACAUCUUGUUAUUGGAUGUCCAACCAGAAAUGAAAAAUUCUUGGCUUGCAUGGCAUCAGGGAAGUGGAUACUUCAUAAAUCUUACUUUGAAGAUUGCCGAAGAGCCAAGAAGUUUGUUCAGGAAGCUAAACACGAAUGGGGCAGUGUAUCCACAGAAAGCGUCUUAGCCUCAGCCAACUCUGUUAUGAAAACAUUAGCAGCUUCAGCACAAAGGUGGCGUCUCAAAAUACAGGAACUAAAGAAGCAAAGCCCAAAAUGCCAAGGUGCAUUUUAUGAUUGGUCUGUUAUUUUGUGCACUUGUAAAAAGAAAGAAAGCAACUUUGAACGCCUUUUGAAGGCCGGUGGUGCCAAGGUUUUGUCUGCUAAGCCACCAUUUACCAAACCAAUUUCAGCAACACAUGCCCUUAUAGAUAUCACCAGAGCUGAUCUCACUACUAGUGACUUAGAAACCUUAUUGCGAAACAAUGUACUUUGUCUCCGUCCUGAUUAUAUUGCUGCUUACCUUUCAAAUGAAGUACUACAGUCACCUGAUGAAUUUUGUCCUCCUGAAGUCAUUGCUUUAAGGGCCAGCUUGAAUCUUCCAGAUUCCGGAAUGAGAAAAAGAAAAACUACUAUAAUUGGUGAAGAAGCGAAACGAAACCGAAAACUGUGAUAAUGAUUAUUAUUAUUAUUGAUAAUAAUAGUAAUAUUGUUAAUGUUGUUAGGGAGUUGGCAGAAAUUGUAAAAUGAGGCCCUAAAAUUGACUUUACAGUAUUUAGGUUUGUCUCUUCAUGUUCUGGGUUCCUUCUCUCCCCGUAAUAUACUCAUGUCAGAUUAAGUGGUUAAACUCUGUUCCUACAAAUUUCUGAUCCUGCUGACUAUGGGAUAUCACCAAAGGUUGGCUUUGCCUUACCAUUCCUCUGAGACAGAUAAAAUAUGGUAUUGAUACCAGUUGUGGUCUGGGAAGUGACAAUGAAUUACCACUCAAGUAUUGGGAAACUUGAUAAAAUGAAGGACCAAUCAAGUAUUGGGGUUUGAUUUUAUCAAUGUAUUCCUUCACCCAUAUUUAUAUCUUUGUACUUAUGUUAGAAAUUAUUGUUAUUAUUACUGAGGCAAGCUGGCAUUAUCAUUAGCAUGCUGGACAGGCAUUUUGUCCAUCUUUAUGUUCUGUAAUGUUUAACUUUGCCUUUCAUCUUUUCAAUGUUGAUAAAAUAAGUACUGGUUGGGCACGGGGGUGAAUAUAAUCAAUUUACCCAUCCUCUAAAAUUGCUGGCCUUGUGGCAAAAUCUGAAACUAUUAUUACUAAGGCAGCGAGGUGACAGAACUGUUAGCAUACCAGAGAAAGUGCUUAGUGGCAUUUCUUCAGGUUCUUUGCAUUC
Octopus sinensis (East Asian common octopus) is the source of this 5614-nucleotide messenger RNA. RefSeq names its product DNA topoisomerase 2-binding protein 1-like. Gene Ontology annotation, biological process: DNA replication initiation; mitotic G2 DNA damage checkpoint signaling; mitotic DNA replication checkpoint signaling. The record is from RefSeq and is a predicted model, not a curated record. NCBI's taxonomy places the organism in Eukaryota, Metazoa, Mollusca, Cephalopoda, Octopoda, Octopodidae. Bases 340 to 4908 code for a protein of 1522 amino acids. The transcript is spliced from 42 exons.